AUGCUCAAUUAUACUCUUUCGAAUGACCCUAUUGAUGCUUCACAAUAUGCUGAAAAAUCAACAAUUAGUAUUCAGUGCAAUUAUUCUGGGGAAUAUUUCAAGUUAGAUGCUUCAAAAUACAAAGAUGUUUAUAUUGAUGCAUACAAUUUCUGCAUUGUCAAUAUAACAUCUCAAAAAAAGAAAAUCAGAAUAUAUGGUCCAGCACAAGUAUAUCUUACAGGAGAUGACAAUACAUUAUACGAUAAUUUUGAUUUAAGCCUGCCUUCAUUACACCCUCUUGUAUUUAUCAACGGUCAUCGAAACAAAUUUAAAAUAUCAUGGUAUAGAAAAUCAACAGCUUCUUAUUCAGUUGUUACAGCAAUAGUAAAUGAUACAAAUUUCACAACUUCUGAUCCUAAAAAAUCAACUAUUAAAUUUGAAAAUUCUUUGAAUUCUAACUUCGUCGGUAACAUUGGCACAUUUUAUAAAGUUAAUAUUAGUCAAAUAUAUCCAUCUUCGGAUUACAAAAUUUACUAUCAUUAUAUUCCAAAUGACGCAAAACCUGAUCGAACUGAAAUAUAUCUUGGACUAUUUCUAUCAAUUGGUGGAGUACUCGGAAUGUGUUUACUAGCAUGGAUUUGUUCUUGCUUAUUUCCAGAUUUCAAUGGUUGCAAAUUGCAUUCACAUGAACCACCUCCAGAAAUUUGA
Molecule: messenger RNA, 687 nt
Organism: Trichomonas vaginalis G3
Lineage: Eukaryota; Parabasalia; Trichomonadida; Trichomonadidae
Exons: 1
Coding region: 1-687 (228 amino acids)
Source: RefSeq, a predicted model, not a curated record